Schistocerca cancellata (South American locust) is the source of this 962-nucleotide messenger RNA. RefSeq names its product prefoldin subunit 2-like. Gene Ontology annotation, molecular function: protein folding chaperone. The record is from RefSeq and is a predicted model, not a curated record. The coding region runs from base 88 to 507 and encodes 139 amino acids. Gene Ontology annotation, biological process: protein folding. NCBI's taxonomy places the organism in Eukaryota, Metazoa, Arthropoda, Insecta, Orthoptera, Acrididae. The transcript is spliced from 3 exons. Gene Ontology annotation, cellular component: prefoldin complex; cytoplasm.
AAAUAUCUGCAAGAUGGUGGGGAGGUUUGCGGCAGAUUUGUUGCCAUUCGGUGCAAGUGAGUAUAUGUUCACAUUUCUACGGUUGCGAUGGCGGAGGAAAGGAAGAAGCCCAGAGACAACGAUGUCGUCGAAAAGUACCGCGACAUGAUAGCUGAACGGCGUUAUUUGGGUGCGAAACUUGCUGAAAUGGAAAUGGAUUUGGAGGAACAUCGGCUGGUGACAGACACACUGAAGGGAGUUGACAGUUCAAGGAAAUGUUACAGAAUGGUCGGAGGUAUACUGUGCCAGUUAACUAUUAAAGAUGUGUUACCUAUUCUUGCCAGUAACGCUGAACAGUUGGUGAAAUUCAUUGAAGAUGUCACUGAUGAUGUAAAGGGAAAGGAUAAAGAAAUAAAAGCAUAUAGACAACAAUUUAGUGGUGACCUAAAGGAACAGGAUCAUAGUGCUGGAGAGAUUACGGAUGGCCCAAGACAUCGUGCAGGUGGUGUUCUUGUUGGCAAAUCAUAAGCCAAAGCAUGUAUUUAAACGUGUGUUAAUGACAAAUACCUGGACACUGUGCAAUAUUUAUCAUUUCUCUUGCAAUGAAAUUGAUGACUGUUGUAAAUAAUAAUAGCCUACAGGCAUUGCUUUAAAAUUUUGUUGGAGGUUUUUAUGCUGUUCUUUUGUUUUAUAUGAAUCUGUUAAUUUCUCUGUUAACUUAAUUACAGAAAUGCUUGUAAGAUACCUUCAGUUACUUUGCGUCCAGAAAUAACUUUAAGCAGCAUUAUAAAACAUUUUAAAGUGAACCUAGUCGUACAUUGCCAUCUGUCUUCCACCAUCAGUUACUUCUGUGUAUACCGUUACUUCAUUUAUUCUUAAACACUUUUAUGUUUAGUGGUCAUUUUGAGAUUUGAUGGUUUUUGUGUUGACUACUGUGUUUCCACAAUCAUUAAAUGCUGAAUAAAAAGUUGUAUGUGGUUUUA